This is a messenger RNA of Varroa destructor (honeybee mite), 2789 nucleotides long. RefSeq lists its product as uncharacterized. Gene Ontology annotation, molecular function: structural constituent of chitin-based larval cuticle. NCBI's taxonomy places the organism in Eukaryota, Metazoa, Arthropoda, Arachnida, Mesostigmata, Varroidae. The record is from RefSeq and is a predicted model, not a curated record. Gene Ontology annotation, cellular component: chitin-based extracellular matrix.
UUUACCAGCAAUAAAAGUUCUGACAAAGAACUGGCGUAGUAGCAGUUUGGUUUGAAUCCAUUGGAAAACAGUCAAGUAGAGAAAGGCAUACAACCUCUUUGAUUUGAAAAAUCGAUGUGUUACGAAGUAUGGCGGCUAGUGAAUACAGUUAAAGAGAUUAGCGGACGACUCCAUGCUUUCGUCAAACUGGCUCAAUUAGAGAGCAGUGAAGUUAGUCUCUAAAAAGUGGCAAACUGGUGACCGGAGUACAGUCUAUAUAAUAACCUGCUCAAAGUUCUGCUUGAGGUGAUCUUGUGCAUUCGUGUCCUAACCUUGUGGAGAUUAUCAAAGUACUUCUGGCCCUCGCGCUCUUAGCAGACAAUAAAAAUGCUCGUACAUGGACAUCUAUCGUCGUGUUACUUCCUAACAGCUAUCGUUGUCGCGUUUAUAGUAAUCGCCUUGACGGACGGCGCCGUCACCACCAAAAAGACCGAGAUCAAACCGACACCGGCAGAUACGGCCGCCUUUGAGUUUGCCUAUGAGACCAAGGACGAGGAAGGAAAUCUGCAAAUGCAUCGUGAGCAUCAGGACGUCCUUGGACGGAGAGUCGGUACCUAUGGAUAUCGGCACAUUAACGGCAUUUACAGGUUUGUCGACUAUGUAGCUGAUCGCCUGGGUUAUCGGGCAACGAUCCGAACUAAUGAGCCCGGUACCGGCUUGACUUUAGGAGCCGACGUGGCUGUAAAGACGGGACCGAGUCCUACGGUGAAGAAGCCUAGAACCGGCCAAACGACUGAGAUUCCUCCUAAGACUGUUCGCCGGUACGCUUCCAAAGCCGUCGUCACGCCCAAAGAUAACAGCAUCGCUGCACAGGCGUUAUCCAAGCGUCCACAUGUCCCAUUACCGGCAAUUGUUGUACCGUCACCCAUAACGGAUUCCCGCCUAGUCGCUAUUUUGCCGCCUUCGUCGCGUGGUUCAACCAUUCAAUCCGAACCGGACGAAGUUCCUCGAGUUCCUGAAGAACCUAUUCUUGAUGCCGUUCACGCUGCAGACGUCGUACAACCCCCCCGACGACAAUCAUCCCGGGUCAGUCAUCCGGCAUUGCUAUUCCCCGCGCCGCCGCUUAUUCGACCUCCCAGAUACCGAACUCGGGCUGCAAAACCUCUUCAACAAGGCCUUAUUGAAGCGGCGUUUAGGAAACGACGUAGUUGAGAGUAAUGAGGCAGAAGCAAGCAAACGAUUGGGGAAUUGCUCUGCAAACAAAGCAACGCAACGAAAAAGUGAUGCCAUCACAGAAUGCCAAAGUAGAAAUGACAACAGAACUGUCAGGUGCCAAACUUCGUAGACGGUUGCCAUCAAAAAGCUAUUUGUGAAGGCCAUACGAUUAAGCGGUAGUGAUUGAAAUACCCAUCACGCUCCAUGUGGCUUUGCACCUAUGCACAUCCUGCGGUUGUUUAUUGGAAAAUUUAGAAUACGUCAAGUAAAUCAAAAAAAGUGCCUCGAUUCUGACGAUACGAUAUGAUAUCCUAUAUCUGAUAUGCUAUACCUAGCUAAUAUCUAUUCGAGUUUAAAUAUUAUACAUCAACCGUAAUCGGGCUUUUUGCUAGAGUACGAUGCACUGGAUGCAACAACUGAACAACUAGCUAUAGAGAUAAGUGUAUAAUAAUUUAUUUGGUUCGUAACCCAGCCAAUUGAUUAGGACCCGUAGUCGUUCAUUAUUAAGGACACAGUGAGCGGACACAGUAUGUGGAUAUAUAUAUGUAUGUAUAUUCUACGUAUGCCAUGACGACUACCUGUUUUACGCGAACGUUUUAGUGGUACACUAGUGUUUUGCAUGGCUUCAUUCACAUAACAAUCCAUAACGCUAGACCGUCACCUAUAAGGCCGAACGUAAUUUUGCUGGCCGGCAUUUUCCUACUGCUUCGAAAUACAAUGUACCGCAUUACGAUUGAUUCUAUAUAUAUAUAUAUAUAUAUAUAAUAAGGAAUAGCUGAAACGGGUGGAGAAAAACUCUCGUACGUAAUUAUUGUUCAAUUACGGUGGGAGAUAUUUUCGAUUUGAGACGGAUAUAUGCACUGCUAAACAUUAUGUAAUUAUAUUCGCCCAGGUCACUACAAUGGCGUAAUCUUAGUAAUGUUAGUAGAGCGCUGAACUUCGGUGAAGAUAAAAAGGCCAUUGACGCAUGCAAGCCACCCUCGCGCUAGUUAUCAAGUUAAAAUAAAUAAAGCCAGGUUAGUUAAAAUCGAUCGAAGUUGCAGUUCUUGACUUGGGUCUACCAAACAUAUGGCUGAUUACAGUACGCGUCUUGAGCCGAACAACGGCUUCAAAAAAGCGCAUGAAAUAACGCUCUUCUACCACGGUCUUGUAGUAGGCAUCGUAGUUCACGCACAAUCGACUACUUGGAAACUUGUCUCCUGCAAGAACACUCGCCCGACAGGGAACUUCCUCCAAAGUGGCACUUUUCCGCUGUUCGACCCUAAACAGCCGUAAAUGUGACUAUGAGAGUUGAAGACCACGUUGAGGGAAAAUGAUCAGAGUCGAUGAAAUAAUACGCCUGAUGAUAACUUCUCAUCUACUCUUGAUAGAGUCCCUACAUGGCCUAUGUAAAAAAAAAUUAGAUUUAACUUGAAGCAAGCUGUACCGUUAUUCUGAGAUAAAUUGGCAUAUUUCACUAAGAGCUUGCUAUGUUGGCAGCAUAGCACUUCUCUUCUAGAUUCUUUUGACAAUGUAAUCUAUGGUAGUUUAUUGCUCUGUUCACAGACACCUUGAAUAGAUGAAAGGUAAUUCCAACAUGUUGUUCCAUAGCCACC